UGUUUUGGGUUGAAGUUGAGGCUGAGGAGAGAGAAGACCUAGCGACGAUUAGUCGCCGCCGCCGCCGGCGCCGCGGGAGGUGGAGGAGGCCCAGCCGGAGUGGAGCGGUCUUUCCUCCUCGCCGACGGUCCCUGGCCGACGGUCCCUGCCCGCCGCUCCUCUGCUUCCUCCCGGUCCCGGAACUCCCGGGCCUGCCCGGGGCCCCUCGUCUUUGCACUCCGCUCGCCGCAGCGCCCGGCCCCGGCCGCACCCGCCGGCCUCAUGAGGAGGGACGUGAACGGAGUGACCAAGAGCAGGUUUGAGAUGUUCUCAAAUAGUGAUGAAGCUGUAAUCAAUAAAAAGCUUCCCAAAGAACUCCUGUUACGGAUAUUUUCUUUUCUGGAUGUUGUUACCUUGUGUCGCUGUGCUCAGGUCUCCAGGGCCUGGAAUGUUCUGGCUCUGGAUGGCAGUAACUGGCAGCGAAUUGACCUGUUUGAUUUCCAGAGGGAUAUUGAGGGCCGGGUCGUGGAGAAUAUUUCAAAACGGUGCGGGGGCUUUUUACGAAAGCUGAGUCUGCGUGGGUGUCUCGGAGUAGGAGACAAUGCACUACGGACCUUUGCACAAAACUGUAGGAACAUUGAAGUACUAAAUUUAAAUGGGUGUACAAAGACUACAGAUGCUACAUGUACUAGCCUUAGCAAGUUCUGUUCCAAACUCAGGCACCUUGACUUGGCUUCCUGUACAUCAAUAACAAACAUGUCUCUAAAAGCUCUGAGUGAGGGAUGUCCACUGUUGGAGCAAUUGAACAUUUCCUGGUGUGACCAAGUAACCAAGGAUGGCAUCCAAGCGCUAGUGAGAGGCUGUGGUGGUCUCAAGGCCUUAUUCUUAAAAGGCUGCACACAGCUAGAAGAUGAAGCUCUCAAGUACAUAGGUGCACACUGUCCUGAACUGGUGACAUUGAACUUGCAGACUUGCUUACAAAUCACAGAUGAAGGUCUCAUUACUAUAUGCAGAGGGUGCCAUAAGUUACAGUCCCUCUGUGCCUCCGGCUGCUCCAACAUCACAGAUGCCAUCCUGAAUGCUCUAGGUCAGAACUGCCCACGGCUUAGAAUAUUAGAAGUGGCAAGGUGUUCUCAAUUAACAGAUGUAGGCUUUACCACUCUGGCCAGGAAUUGCCAUGAGCUUGAAAAGAUGGACCUGGAAGAGUGUGUUCAAAUAACAGAUAGCACAUUAAUCCAACUUUCCAUACACUGUCCUCGACUUCAAGUAUUGAGUCUGUCUCACUGUGAGCUGAUCACAGAUGAUGGAAUUCGUCACCUGGGGAAUGGGGCCUGCGCUCAUGACCAGCUGGAGGUGAUUGAACUGGACAACUGCCCACUAAUCACAGACGCAUCCCUGGAGCACUUGAAGAGCUGUCACAGCCUUGAACGGAUAGAACUCUAUGACUGCCAGCAAAUCUCACGGGCUGGAAUCAAGAGACUCAGGACCCAUUUACCCAAUAUUAAAGUCCACGCCUACUUCGCACCUGUCACUCCACCCCCAUCAGUAGGGGGCAGCAGACAGCGCUUCUGCAGAUGCUGCAUCAUCCUAUGACAGUGGAGGUGGUCAACCUUGGCGAACUGAGUAUUUAAUGACACUUCUAGAGUUAUCGUGGAGUCUCCAGUGGAAGCAAUCCCAGUGUUCUGGGCAAGGGUUACAAAGUGAGGCAGCGUCCAGAGCCACACAUACAUACACAUACCCACCCACUCUAGCUCUGUGACUGAGGGACUGAAGAUCGUGCUGACUUUAUCAAGUGGAUUGGUAAAACUUAACCAUUCCUGUUGGACGUACCCAGAAGAAAAUCAUAGGCAAGGUAGGGGGAAGGGGGCAUUCCAGCAAACCCAGUGUUACUGCUACUAUGGUUUCUUUAUUUUAUUAAGGGGUUUAUUUGGUGAUUUUGGAACAGCAACUGCAGUUCUCCAGGGUCAAGGAAAGCAUAGAAAAAAACAAUAUAUGUUGUAUCCAGGGACCAGAAAGAAAAUUUCUUUGCAUCCUAUAAAUGGUAGCCAUCCAUUGUGAGGUGACUACAGAGCUUCUCUGCUUCCUUGUUCCCAUGCCAACAUGCUGAGCAUGCUCACAAAGAAGGCUCCUCCAUUCCGCCUCCUGUUUUAGUAUUUGGCCCAGAGGUUUCCUAAAUGGUUGCAUUGAAAUCGCUGUGGUCCAAAUGUGAUUACUUGCUCACUCAAAUUGUCACUGUCUCUAGCACACUUGUGCACCUGUUGUCCUCUGUUACUCCCUCCUGCAUUCUUGCUCAGUCUGUCAUCUGUUCAUAGUCUGCUUACUCACACUCAGUUGUUACUCUUUUGCUGUUGUUGUGUUUACAGUUUGCAUUUUGGAUGAUUAGUUGGGGUUACCAAACAUUUUUAAAAGAGACAUUAUCAAUAAAUAUUUUUUUAAUUCUAAAUUUCA
This is a messenger RNA of Miniopterus natalensis, 2427 nucleotides long. RefSeq names its product F-box and leucine rich repeat protein 20 (gene FBXL20). The record is from RefSeq and is a predicted model, not a curated record. Gene Ontology annotation, molecular function: protein binding. NCBI's taxonomy places the organism in Eukaryota, Metazoa, Chordata, Mammalia, Chiroptera, Miniopteridae. Gene Ontology annotation, biological process: SCF-dependent proteasomal ubiquitin-dependent protein catabolic process. Gene Ontology annotation, cellular component: SCF ubiquitin ligase complex.